AUGGCAGACCCAGAGCACCCUCCCUCUUCGUCAGCAGAAAAGACCGUGGACGCUCAGCAUGUGGGGAAUGGUCCGAUAGCCGCGGGGAAACCAGCGACAAGACAACAGUUGACGGCGGCUUUGACAGCAGCCGAUUCGACUUUCAAAUUGCAGGGCAACCCCGACCUGUACCAGCCCACUCGCACACCUGCCCGCAAAGACAACGCUAAUUCCUCAAGUCUCCUCUCCACGGCCGACGGACAGGAGAGAGUAUUAGCAACAGUCAAUUAUGUCGCCUCGAUCCUACACCACCUCAGUGCAUCGGCACCCUUCAUAGCUUUCCAGACACGCCUCAGCCUUCUCGCCCGAUUGAAAGGUCGCACCUUAUCCAAAACCCCAUCUUCUCCGAUCACCCCAUCACCCUCAAAAUGGGCCGCCCUCUCCUCUCUUGCCUCGGAGACACGAUACACUAUCCGCCUCUUCGGCCUUCUCCCUCUCUGGAUCUGGGGGUCUGAAACCCUCAAAUCACCACCUGCGGACCCCAUAAUCCGCACUCUCACAUAUCUCCAAAUCAUCUCCAACGUGAUCUACCAGCUCCUCGAGAACGUCGGUUAUCUAGCAACAAAGGGCAUCAUCUCCAAACGCUUCGUCGAAAAAUACGGCAGCCUCGUACAAUGGGACCUCUGGAGCACCCGCGGCUGGUUCGGACACAUUUUCCUCGAAUUCUUCGUCCUCUGGCGACAACACGUUCUACGGAAACGUCGCGUUGCGGCAAAACGCGCGGCCGCGGGCAACGUUGAAACUAAGGAGAUGAAGGAGGAGGAGGACGCCGAAACCCGCGCCGAGAUUCGCUCUUGGCGCAAGACCCUCGUCAACAAUAUCUGCUGGGCCCCCUUGUGUCUGCACUGGUGCUUUGAGCAAGGAAUCGGUGUUCCAGAUAAUCUGAUCGGUGUGGUUAGCUUUAUGGCUGGUGCUUGGAGCCUGCAUGAUAUGUGGGGUGCUACGGGCAAGGCAAUUCAGGCAUAA
Messenger RNA from Penicillium cosmopolitanum, 1005 nucleotides. RefSeq lists its product as uncharacterized. The record is from RefSeq and is a predicted model, not a curated record. Gene Ontology annotation, biological process: peroxisome fission. Gene Ontology annotation, cellular component: peroxisomal membrane. The transcript has 2 exons. Lineage: Eukaryota; Fungi; Ascomycota; Eurotiomycetes; Eurotiales; Aspergillaceae. Bases 1 to 1005 code for a protein of 334 amino acids.